UUAACGUCUCCACUAAUGGCCGCUUAAAACCCCGGCCUCCAAAAUUAAACCAUGCCACUAAAACAAACCACCACUGUACUUCGCUUGUCUCCGACUUAACCAAAGCCGCUGGUAAGAUAAGAUAUGACUAGCAUGUAUUCAAAAGAAGACGAAGAAGCUCUUUUCCGAAACUACCCUCGAGCCGCACUACCUUACUUUGGUCAGCACCCAGCCCAUGCAAAUAACAAUAAGGACAAACAAGAAGAUCAAGAUCAUGAAAAUGAUGAUGAAGGGGACAAUGCAGACGUGGAAUUGGAUCAUGAUCAGUACAAUUAUGGAUGGGGGAGAUUAUUGUCAAUUGGGUAUCCGGAUUCGGGUGCGGGUUGGAUUGCGAUCCAGAUUAGUUGGAGGGUGGUCGUGAGCAUGGCGGCGGCGUUGCUUGUCUUCUACAUCACUACCAAGCCGCCGCCACCUAAAGUCUCCGUCAAGAUGGUUGGACUUGAGCAAUGGGAGUUGGGAGAGGGAGUGGACGGGAGUGGUGUUAACAGCAAAAUACUAAACUGCAAUGCUUCCAUAAAUUUGGUCAUAGAAAACAAGUCCAACCUCUUUCCUCUUCACAUUCAUCCUCCUCUAUUGCAAAUGUACUUCGGCAGAUUCCUUUUUGCAACAUCUAAGCUUGAUAGGGAAUUAUUCGCGGGGAGCAAUGGUACAACCGUGUUCAAGUUAUGGGUGGGUACGAGGAACAAAGCAAUGUACGCCGCCGGGAGAGCGAUGGAAGACAUGCUGGAUUCCGGUGAGGGGUUGCCCGUGGUGGUGCGGCUGCGGUUUCUUUCGUGGUUCCGAGUGAUGUCGGGCGUCAUCAACGUUAAGUUUCACCACCACUCCGACUGCCUUCUCUUCCUCUCUAAAUCCCCCAACAACAAACGACUAACUCAUCUCUUCAAUACAACUUGCCCUCUUAUCUCCCUUUAAUGAUGAUUGAUGGAGUGAUUACGCCAACAACGUCCAAGCUAAUCGAAGUUAACUAACACAAAUACACACACAUGAUAUUGGAGACACAAUUAGAUCGUCUUCGCUUGAAACAGAACUCCAAAAUGGCAAAAGUCUUGUUUUUAUUCACAAAGAAGACUAUAUGGUGCCAAAACCAUUAGUAUGUUUACAUUAUUUAUGCUUUGUAUAAAUACAUUUAUAAAUAAUGUGUACCACGUAUGUAAUGUGUAAAAGUGGCAUUACUAUGAUGUGUAAAAUUAUACUUCGUACUCCGUAUAUCAUUACGUAUAUAACUGCGUAACCUGUGUUAUUAUUGUACGUAGUAUGUUAUAGAUGAAGAAUAGAUGUCAUUGUUAU
Molecule: messenger RNA, 1326 nt
Organism: Cuscuta epithymum
Lineage: Eukaryota; Viridiplantae; Streptophyta; Magnoliopsida; Solanales; Convolvulaceae
Source: the annotation of a GenBank genome assembly